Oncorhynchus kisutch (coho salmon) is the source of this 2305-nucleotide messenger RNA. Its product is annotated as rho guanine nucleotide exchange factor 19. The record is from RefSeq and is a predicted model, not a curated record. Lineage: Eukaryota; Metazoa; Chordata; Actinopteri; Salmoniformes; Salmonidae. The transcript is spliced from 9 exons. The coding region runs from base 473 to 1315 and encodes 280 amino acids. Gene Ontology annotation, molecular function: protein binding; guanyl-nucleotide exchange factor activity. Gene Ontology annotation, biological process: activation of GTPase activity; regulation of actin cytoskeleton organization.
AUGACACUGAUGGGAGAGUACAUUUCUUGAACAUAUUUCAUGAGAUUAUUUCUGUUUUUUUCUGUCUUGUUUUUUCGCUCAGUAUUUGGGGGUUCUGUUUCUCUGGCUUUCUAUCUUAAUCACUCACUCUUUUUGCACUGAAUUCUUCACUUUCUUUGUUUCUCCCUCUCUUCCUCUCGCUCUCACUUCCUCUCGGUCUAGGUUCCUGCAGGACUUGGAGCACAGGUUGGAAGAGGACAUCUUGCGUUUUGACGUAUGCGACAUCGUCUUGACCCACUGUCCCGCCCUGCGAAGGGUCUACCUCCCUUACGUGACCAACCAGGCCUACCAGGAACAGACCUACCAGCGCCUGUUACAGGAGAAUGCUCGCUUCCCAGGUAUCCUGGCUCGUUUGGAGGAAGACCCCAUCUGCCAGCGUCUUCCCCUUGCCUCCUUCCUCAUCCUCCCCUUCCAGAGGAUCACACGGCUUAAGAUGCUGGUGGAAAAUAUCCUGAAGAGGACAACACCAGGCUCUAGGGGUGAAGACACAGCCACCAAGGCCUUCAAUGAACUGAAAAGGCUUAUAAAGGAGUGUAACUCCAGUGUGCAAUCAAUGAAGAGGAUGGAAGAGCUCAUUCACCUCAAUAAGAAGAUCCACUUUGAGGGCAAGAUAUUCCCUCUGAUCUCCCAGUCUCGCUGGCUGGUCAAACACGGGGAACUGCUGGAGGUGGACACACAGACCAUGAGUAUUUCUGGGUCAAAGUUCAAGUUGCCCACAAGGCCUGUUUAUCUGCAUCUGUUCAAUGACUGUCUUCUGCUGUCCAGGAGGAAAGACACGUGGAAGUUCAUGGUGUUUGUUCACGCUAAGAUUGGGCAGCUGAAGGUGAAGGACUUCAGUCAGAAGCUCCAGGGCAUCUCAGGCUUUAUAUUCCACCUCCAGCUGUGUGAGGGCCAGCAGCUCAAACACCACAUCCUGCUCAAGGCCCACACUGAGAGUGGGAAACAGAGAUGGAUCACAGCCAUGUUCCCCUCUGAUCCAUUGGAAGACAUUGAGCAGGCCAGUGAGAAUGAUGAUCUUUCUCAAGUUCAGUGCAUCAAGAGCUACCAGGCCCAAGAGCAUGACGAGCUAACAUUGGAGAAGGCUGAUAUUCUUCAAGCCAAGACCAUUACAAGUGACGGCUGGGUGGAGGGCAUUCGGCUGUCAGAUGGGGAGCGGGGCUGGUUCCCCAAAACCAAUGUAGAGGAGAUCACAAAUCGCAGUGCGCGUCUCCGCAACCUCAGAGAAAACAUCCGCAUCAAGUGUGUCACACAGAAACUGGAGGAGGAGCUCUUUUAAGUGUCCUCUCCACCCUGCAGCUUUUAACUUACACUUGGAAUGUCCAAUCGUAAUGGUGUAGUAACUCUCAACCCCAAAUAUCUAUAAGUCCCAGCUUUUACGCAACACCAGUUAUAUAAUAGCUGAGCAGUUUCAGGUGAUCUGGAUGUGGGAGCUUUAUUUAGUCUGCAGGUGCUCAUAAGAUUUGGCGUAUCUUGACCAUAAGCAAUAUAGCUAAGUAGUAUGGUUUUCCAGCUGCAUAGCAGUAAUUUCCUUUCACUCAUGCUUGCUAUGACUGCAUAUACAACUACUGUAACACAACUACUGGGACAUCAGAAAUCAAGUGUUUUUCUUUGCCUCAAGCACUUUAAUUGUCAUCUUAAAGAGUCCUCUCAGCAUUCGAAAUAAACACAAUUUCAGACAUACUGUACAUUCAAAUCAUGACUAGCCUACUAAUUUACUAAUGGAGAAAGUCCAUUUCAACAAAACAUUGAGGAUUACAGAGUUUGUACAUCUUCCCUGUGAUUUGACAUUGAGAGCUGUUUACGCGUAGACCAAAAUUAAGAUGGAACACAUAAUACUAUUUACCAACCACUACUACAAUCUACAUGUAGAUGUACACCAUUCCAUUGGCACAUUAUUAUUAUUUUUAAAUAUACCUUUGUUGAAUUUCUGAAAUGUUAGUACUAAUUUAAAUGAUUGCUGUUGCAGCAUGUGUAUUUGUUUAUGCUCCUAGCUGGUUAUUCUCUAUGGAGAAAAUGAUGUAAAUGUACAUUCUGUAGAUGUACUUACAUGUUUAAAUGAAUAUAUGUCUAAUUUACUAUUAUGACUGUAAUUUAUAAGGGCCAGGAUCUGCCAAAAACAUACCAUUAUAACAAAUAUUAGAAUUGAAAAAUAUAGAUGACAAAAGACUAAUAACACAUGUGAGCUACUUGAGAUCUCUGGUUGUGAGCACAAUACUGUAAAUGCUUUACCCCUGAAAUAAAUGCACAUACUUACAUUUUUCUGUGA